GUGUGUCUAGUUAACCACGCACACCUCGACAGACUUCUUGCACGAGUGUGUUUGGUGAAGCGUUACAUAAAGAGAGCAGACAGACAAUGUUUUAGAUAUCAUUUUAGUUUUACUCAGAGCCAAAGCAUAAUUGUACUGCUAUAACAGCUAUCUUGUGGCUCAGUUCUGAGAAUUAUGUUUAGUUACACGCAAUAUGUUUCAGGCUGACUCCACCUGCUGGCUUGUUAGCAUUUUGAGCACAUUACACUGACUGAACGUCGUCAGCUGACUGCUGGUUUUACGUUAGUUUAACUGACACGGAGGAAAGUGGAUCAGUGCGUCAACUCACGAAUUUUUAUUUAAAUAGGCUCAGGUUGAAGGAUUAUAUCGCUAGAUAUUUCUUUCUCCAAGCUUCAGCAUCGAUCGUGUAAAGUUUUCUGGAUUUCAGACAGCGCGUGGUGGUAAAGCAGCAUGUCAAGGUCAGAUUUCCCUCCGAGUUAUGAUGAUUCCCGGCUGCUCUCUAACCCUCAGCCUGGAGGAGGUUACCCCGCUUCUGUCCCCCCAUAUGGCUUCAACGCAUACGCGGGACAGCCGCCUUACCCACAGCCCAAUGAUCCAUACCGAGGACAGCCGCCUUACCCACAGCCCAAUGAUCCAUACCGAGGACAGCCUGCGGGAUACCCCCCGCCAAAUAUACCUGCCAUCCCCAUCAUUCCUCCUGGUGUAGGUGACAAUGAAGGAUUUACCACAACAGGAGGAUUCGACGAUAUUAGUGUCCGUCACACUUUUAUACGGAAAGUUUAUCUGAUCCUCGCUUCUCAGCUUAUCGUCACAGCUGCCAUCGUGGCUAUUUUCACAUUUGUGGAACCUGUAGGAGUGUUUGUGAGGAAAAAUCCAGCCAUUUACUGGGUUUCAUAUGCUGUCUAUUUGGUCACACACAUCGUAUUGGUUUGCUGUCAGGGACCCAGGAGGCGUUUCCCGUGGAACCUGAUCCUCUUGUCCAUUUUUACACUGGCCUUAUCGUUCAUGACUGGAAAUAUAGCAAGGUGAGACAUGUCACACUACAUGUACAUCAUGAUCUCAGUGAUGAGAUACAGUGGGUGGAGAAAUGAGAAAAGAGCACGAGUCUCAGGACUGUUGACAGUGUUUUAAUGGAUGUCCUGUAAACCCUCUGUUUACCUUUUGACAAUUCCUUUGUCCAUUUAGUUUGCAGUGAUAGUGGUUUUGUUCCCACCCCUUUUAAUUCUUCGUACUAUAACAGAUAAAUGCUGUUUUUCAGCUUUCUAUUUAUUGUAUAAUCCUGUUUGUGGAUCCCACGGGGAAGU
Sinocyclocheilus rhinocerous is the source of this 1304-nucleotide messenger RNA. RefSeq names its product protein lifeguard 3-like. Gene Ontology annotation, cellular component: endoplasmic reticulum; Golgi apparatus; membrane. The record is from RefSeq and is a predicted model, not a curated record. Gene Ontology annotation, biological process: negative regulation of apoptotic signaling pathway. NCBI's taxonomy places the organism in Eukaryota, Metazoa, Chordata, Actinopteri, Cypriniformes, Cyprinidae. The transcript is spliced from 8 exons. The coding region runs from base 451 to 1029 and encodes 192 amino acids.